This is a messenger RNA of Podarcis lilfordi (Lilford's wall lizard), 8592 nucleotides long. The record is from the annotation of a GenBank genome assembly. NCBI's taxonomy places the organism in Eukaryota, Metazoa, Chordata, Lepidosauria, Squamata, Lacertidae.
AUGACCCGCCGGGUUUGUGUGCGCGCGUGUGAGAGAGACGGGGCACCAAGCGCGCCUGCGCUCUGGCCUCCGUGGCAAGCCGACGCGCAGGCGCGGCCAUGAGCGUCCCGCCCCCCUUCUUUGCCUCAACGGGCGGAAGCGCAGCCCGACGCGAGGGGCGGGAGGAGGAGGUCGUUGGAGGCGCCUGUUCCGGUCGCGAGGGGCUUCCUGGUCGCAGCAGGCAGCGCUAGUGAGUAACGUGCGCGAGGGAGCGAGCUCGAGGACUAGGCGGCCUUGACCCCCCGGCCCGGCCCGGCCAGCUGUUGGCGCGCCCGCUUUUCCCUCACCCCCGCGCCGACCUUACCCAACUCUCCUCUCCUCAGGUUGCCCAAAUUUCAUCCUUCUGGCGGGAAUAACGCUCGGGUGGGCGGGUGUUUUCUUACGUUUUUACUUUUGUCAAGGAUGGUUCUCUGUGAGGGGUGGGGAGCACUCUGCUCAUGCUCGAAGGCGUCGGCGUCCUUAGCCUCUCCCUCCUGCUUCCCGUCAGGAGGUCAAAGCAUUGAUGAGCCGCAGCCUCCCUCAAACUUGGGUCCAACCAGAUGUUGUUGGACUACAAGUCCCAUCCUCCCCGACCGCUGCUCCUGCUCGCAAGGGUUGAUGGGAGUUGUAGUCCCAGCCACAACACCUGGGGACCCAAGUUUGUGAGAGGCUGUAGGGAGGGAUACCAUAUCGCAGCAUUUGUUAGGUCUUGUUCGCCUGUUGCGAGUUGAAGCUUUGUUCUGUUCAGAGAAAAUGUAUUUUUCACAUGCUCUGAGGGCGACAGCGCCUGGAAUGUUGGGAUGCUUGAGAAAAACUAUUUGCGGUCCUGUUCAGCUUCAAAGUGUGGAAAGAUUGUGUUGGCCACCCCCUCUCUUCCAACACAGCGCAGUUGGCAACAGAACUUGGGGAAGGGGAGCAGGGAAUAGUGCCAUGAGGCAGGGCUGUAGCUACGGAGGGGGUGGGGGCUAGCCAAGUUUCUUGCCCUGGGUGAAGCCUCCAUAGGGGCGCCAAAUGUGUGUUGGGUGUGUGUGUGCCAAACACGGUCUUUGGUCCGGGUGAAAUAAAGCCUAGUUUUGCCUGUGCUUGAGGAUACUUAGUUCUACAGAGACAUAUAUGAAGUGUUUAUGAAAUUAGGAGUACUGAAAUAGUUUAGGAGUACAGUGGUACCUCGGGUUAAGUACUUAAUGCAUUCCAGAGGUCCGUUCUUAACCUGAAACUGUUCUUAACCUGAAGCACCACUUUAGCUAAUGGGGCCUCCUGCUGCCGCCAUGCCGCCGGAGCAUGAGUUCUCUUCUCAUCCUGAAGCAAAGUUCUUAACCCGAGGUAAUAUUUCUGGGUUAGCAGAAUCUGUAACCUGAAGCGUAUGCAACCCGAGGUACCAGCGUACAGACAUAUUUUGGUCUCUUGAACACAUGGCACAUUCGUUAUUGGCCAGGCUUUCUGUAACCAAGAUGUUUGAACUGUGCUAGUGCUAGGUAUUAUAUGGAUGUACAAAAUAUAAGAAGAGCCGAGUAACCUCAACCACAGUGCUCAUUGCACUUAGAAACCAGAUUCCUAUGAAAAGCCAAGAAGUAGGACAUGAGCACAACAGUACUAUCCACACUUGUAUACCACUGGUAUUUGGAGGUUCACUGCCUCUGAUAGUGGAGGGUAGAAACUCAGCCAUUGUGGUUUGUAGCCAUUUGAUAGCUCGAUCCUCCUGGAAUUUGUCUAAUCCUCAUUUACACCCAUUCAUUUAAAAAGCCAUGGUGGCCACAACUAUAUCUUAUUGAAGCAAAUGCCAUAAUUUAACUAUACAGUGGUGCCUCGCAAGACGAAAUUAAUUCGUUCUGCGAGUUUUUUCGUCUUGCGAAUUUUUCGUCUUGCGAAGCACGGUUUCCCAAAGUCUUCAAAAACACCAAAGUCUUCAAAAACCUCAAAAAAGGCUACCACACCGCGUGCUAUGAGUUGCUCCUCGAAGUCAAGUCGCAACUGCACCUCUUCAAGCAAUGCACCCUGGGUAUUAACGGUUUUAAGAAAAGGAAACAAACUUGCAAGACGUUUUCGUUUUUCGUCUUGCGAAGCAAGCCCAUAGGGAAAUUCGUCUUGCGAAGCAACUCAAAAAACGAAAAACUCUUUCGUCUUGCGAGUUUUUCGUCUUGCGAGGCAUUCAUCUUGCGAGGUACCACUGUACACUGUGUGGAUAUGUACUUUCUAUUGUGUAACCUGAAUCUUCCUGAAUUAAGCUUCAUUGAGUGUCCCCAAGUUCAAGUAUUAUGUGAAGGGGGGGGGAAUCACUCUCCAUUUUUCAACACUGUUCACAAUUGUAUACACCUCUAUCAAAUGGCUUCUUACUUGCCUUUUCUGUAAAUUAGAAAGUCCAAAAUGUUGUUUCCUCAAUUCAAGGGGAGUUGCUCUGACCCAUUGAUCACUUUGGUUGUCCUUUUCUGAACUUUUCAAACCCCACAAUUUUCUUUUUAGGGGGAGGCAACCAGAACUUUACACAGUAUUCAAAAUAUGCUCAUGCCAUAGAUUUGUGUAAUGGUAUUAUGAUACCAGCAGUUUUAUUUUCAGUUCCAUUCCCAAUGAACCCUAGCAUGGAAUUCUCCCUUUUCAUAGCUGCCAUCUGCUGAGACUGAGUCGACUUCAUUGAACUAUCCACUACAAUCACAAUAUCUCAUUCCUGAUCAGUCACUGCUAAUUUAGAGCACAUGAGUAUAUAUUAGAAAUUAAGGUGUGUGUCGUCCCCCCACCGUCAUUCAUCCCUUUACACCAACUUACACUGAAUUACAUUUGCCAUCUUACUCUCUGUUCACUCAGUUUGGAGAGAACCUUCUGGAACGUUUCACAAUCCUGUUUUGUUUUAACCCCCUGGACAAUUUGGUGACUUGGCUACUUCGUUGUUCACCCCUAGCUCUUAAGUAAUUUAUGAAGAUGCUAAAAACACAUCCCAGUACUGAUCUUUGGGGAACACAUUCUAUCUCUUUAUUUGGAGAACUGUCCAGUCCCACAUUCUGUUUCCUGUUUCUUAAGCAGUUACUGAUCCACAGUAAGAUCUUUGUCAAAAGCUUUUGGAAAGUUUUAAGUAAGCUGUGUCAAUUGGAUCACCUCUAUCUAUAUGCUUGUUGACAUUCUCGAGUCUAAAAGUUUAAUGACACCGGACUUGCCCUUGCUGAAGCCAUUCUGGUUCUGGUUCAGGAAGACUUGUUCUUCUGUACUGUAUGCUUGUUAAUUCUACCAGUUUCCUCAGAACAAACAUUAAGCUAACUAGCCUUUAAUUUUCAGAAUCCCGCUUGAAUCUGUUUUUCAAAAUUGAUGUUGCAUUGGCUGCUUUCCAGUCAUCAGGUAUGGAGGAUGAUCUUGGGGAAAGGUUACAUAUUUUUGUUAGAAGACCAGCAAUUUCACAUUUGAGUUCUCUGAGAACUCUCAGGUGGAUGUCAUAUGGCAAUUUGUCAGUUUUUAUUUUUUUCUGUUAGGCCUAGAGAACGUCAUCUCUUACCACCCCUUUCUUCCUCAGUUCCUCAGACUCCUAUCCUGUGAAUAUUAGUUCAGGUACACAGUUCUGCCCUAUAUAUUCUGCUGCAGAGACAGAUGCAACAAAUUCAUUCAGCUUCUCUGUAAUCUUCUUCAGUACACAUUUGAUUCUCUUAUCAUCCAAAAGUCCAGCUGCCUCUCUAGCUGGUCUCCUGCUACAAAUGUAUUUGAAGAGUUUUUGUUGGUGGUGUUUGUUUAUAGCAUUGUGCUUCUCAAAUUAUCUUUUAGCAUCCCGUUGGCAUUUCUUUUGCCAAAGUUUGUGUUCCAUUUUGUCCUCCUGUUAUAAAACCCACAGAAUAACACUUUUAUAUAGCGUAUUUCAAAGAUUCAUAGUGCUUCGUGCACAAUAAUAAUCCCUACAGUAGCCCUGCUAGGUGAGCCAGUAUUAUUAUCCCCAUGUUGUAGGGUGAAUGAGAAAAAGUGAUUUGCUGAAGUCUGUCAUUGGUGGGAAUUAACUUAGUAGAGUCUUGUUUAUGAAAAGUAUGUCACAAUACAUUGGCUGAAUGGUGGUAUGGCUUACCAUGAGUGAGCAGUGUACAAAUGAAUACAGUGGUACCUCGGGUUAAGUACUUACCAUAUUUUUCGCUCUAUAAGACACACCAGACCACAAGACGCACCUAGUUUUUGGAGGAGGAAAACAAGAAAAAAAAUAUUCUGAAUCUCAGAAGCCAGAACAGCAAGAGGGAUCGCUGCGCAGUGAAAGCAGCAACCGCUCUUGCUGUUCUGGCUUCUGGGAUAGCUGCACAGCCUGCACUCGCUCCAUAAGACGCACACACAUUUCCCCUUACUUCUUAGGAGGGAAAAAGUGAGUCAUAUAGAGCAAAAAAUACGGUAAUUUGUUCCGGAGGUCCGUUUUUAACCUGAAACUGUUCUUAACCUGAAGCACCACUUUAGCUAAUGGGGCCUCCCACUGCCGCCGCGCCACCAGAGCAUGGUUUCUGUUCUCAUCCUGAAGCAAAGUUCUUAACCCGAGGUACAAUUUCUGGGUUAGCGGAGUCUGUAACCUGAAGCAUAUGUAACCCGGGGUACCACUGUACUGCUGAAUAGCUCCCAUUUUGCCCUCAUCUUGUUUUGCUGGGAGCAACAAAACAUGAACCUUUCCUUUAUGUGUGAACCAGUGAUCCUGGUUUGCUCCUUCCAAACUGUUUGGUGAACCAAGAACAAGCCUUGGCUGAACAUCAGAAACAAACAACUGAUGCUAGUUACCAUGUCACACUAAGUCAAGGCUUCAUGAUUUGUUGGUCCUUACUUAAUGAAGAGAGGUGCAAAAUGAGAGUGAUUCUGUAGGAUGCAGUAGUUCACUGUUCACAGCAAGCCGCAGUUCAUGGAUUACCAUGGCAUAUAAAUUUGGCCAACAGGUUGGUGCUGGAUUCUUUGGGUUUGUUUGUUUUUUAAAGAAAAAUACAAUUUGUCAUUGUAAUAAGAUUCAGAUUUUGUCCAUCUUUCAACUGGAGGUGGGAAGGCCCGGGGUGGUAGGAAACAAUGGAAAAAUGGGGGGAUGCCCCAAUUUUUCUGUUUCUCCUCUAAUUUGUUCUCAAAAAUAAAAAGCCCAGACAAAUUUUGAAUCAUGAGUUUUCUCUCGGUUUUUCCGGUUUCCCUCCCACCUCAGGUCCUUUGCAUCUCUCAGAUAGGGUUAUUGCUUUUUAGCUUGGCCUAUUGCAGUUAGUCCAACCAUUUACCAGGUCCCUGGAGAAAAACAAGAGCUUAUUGUGAUCAGACUAUAUUAUAAUUACAGACAUGGUGACAUCAUUUUAAUUGUUUUACUGUUAAAUACAGAGUUGAAAAGCUGGUAAUUAAUGGUGGAUAUAGUUAAAGCAGGCUUUGGCAAACAUUUCAAUCUAAUGCACUUGCUGUUGCUUUUUGUUCCUUAAAAAUAUUGCUAUUUUCACCUGGAACUUCUUGCCUCCCUGAAACCUGGUUGGUGCCUGCAAUAUUAACAUUCAACUGGCAGCCCAGUAAUUUGUUUCUUACAUUUCCUUUGGCAAUUGUUACUGAUGUUCAGCUGAGAGAUGGCUUCUAUAUUUUGAUUUUUAUGUAUUUUUGUGAUUCUAUUGAUAAUAACAUUUUAUUUCCUCACAGUUUGAUUGUUAGCCACCCUGAGAUCUUUCACAAAAUAGAAUAGAGUGGAACAGAAACAGCUUGAUUAAAUGCCACUAAAAGAAGUUUGUCUAGGAAAAAUUUCCCAUUUACUUGUCUGUAAGAAGGUUAUAGCCCCAGGCACUUUCCUGGCUUCUUCAGGUAGGAUUCUGAAAGAACCCCCCCCCCCCCCCGCUGAAAUGCUGAAGAUCUACUACCAGUCAGUGUAGAUAGCUAGAUUAGCUAGAUAGCCUUAUCCCAUGUCAUAUCGCUGGUCUAUGUUCCUAUGUACUGUUUGUGACUUGUGAGUUGUGACUGGCAAGUGAAACACAGAUUGCUUUCCCCCAGUAUGUGCCAAGAUUUUCUCUAGGCAUCAGACUUCUUCAUAUUUUUCUCUGAGUGUAAAUCUUCUCUGUUCUUAAAAACCCUAUUCUUGUGCUUUAAUGAGGAGCCGGGGAACUCUUUAAAUAGUAUGCCCUAUCGCAGGUAAUUCCUUGUCUCCAUCUUACAUUGGUUCACAGAUGUUGUGUUGCAUCUGUGUAGCAUGGCAAUAUGGCUUGACUUGAUAGCCUUGAGUCAACAACCACCCCUUCAUCGUCUGCUUUGUAUGAAGGGGUGGUUAUUAAGUUAUUUCCUGUGAGAAAUAUCCCCCCAGUCUAAGGCUCGUAUGAAUGAGCUCAAAGUGUGGAAAAUUAAGCCCCUCACAGCAUGCAUUGUGUUCUUUUAACUUCAAGGCUUCUACUGUUACCAUGCCAGGGCCUGUUAGCUUUACUUAAGAUAUGAAAGUGGUCCGUGGCUUACUAAUGUUGUGUCAGUUUAUGGAUUUUGUUUGCUAUGGAAUGAGAAAAGUGCUUUCUAUUAGGGGGUAUGAGUGAUGUUAUAAAAAUGCCCAGCCAAUAAUUUUUUGUCAAGUGCCUCAGAUCUACACAAAGUGAAAAGGGAGAACAGGCCCUGUCUGCAGGCUUACACGCUGAAGUAUUGCCACACAGCUGAAAUUAUGGUGCUAUCAUUUAAUAUUUCACCAUUCUUCCCAGCUCUAUGCAUUUAUAUUUACUACUUUUAUUGUAAAAAAUCAGUUUCUGUGGAAAUUCUUUUGAUAUUUUCACUGACUGCAAACAUGGUGGUGAAGUAAGCAUGAAUAUUUUGUGAUAUCUUUGGGUUACUGCCAGCUACACAUCAUCUGGGUUCUGUUGGUUUGAAUCUUAUUUAUUUAUUUUAUUUAUUGAAUUUAUAUACCGCCCUAUACCCGGAGGUCUCAGGGCGGUUCACAGAGUAAAAUCAAAAUAUAAAACCAUAAAAUACAUAAUCGAAAUAAAAACAAUCCAAUAGCCCCCACCCCCUUCUGAAUUUAUCAUGUUGGCAAUUGAACUGCAUCUUUUAGAAGUAAGUGGAAGAAAAGCAACUUUGUUGAUCACCAACCCAUAUGUCUUGUAGUAGCCAUUUCUUUAUUCCCUGGGCUAGCUACCUCUAGUUCCCUUCUUACCCUUGGAGGAAGACAGAGCAUUCAGACUAGUCAGUGUGCCACUUUCCUGUGGCAAGUAGCAUUUACCCCUUUGCAAGCCUAUAUCUAGCAAAGUGUAAGGAUGCCUGGUUGUGUGCCUAAAUAACUUGUUCUGACUCUUUAAAUCUGGGGCUGGCAGUGUGCAUCAUCCCUGGAUGACUGUUUGCCAGCCACAGAGGACCUUUGUGUCACCUGUGUACAUACUCUCAUUUUUUUUUUUAAUAAAAAAGAGGCCAGUAUGUAUUUAAAAGCGAGAUGCUAUGCCUUGUAUAAGCACACAGCCUUCAUAAACGUGAUACGUACACUUUUGUACUCAAUUUAUCCAUAGUUGAAUGAGUACCAAAUGUUUCAUGUGACUUGGCUGUGAGUGGCUAGUGUCAAAGAACAAUCUUGCCUAAUAGUACCAAACGUUGUGACCACCUGCAGAAAAUGUAGUGGUUUCUGUAUUCUUGAGGGACCCAUCAGGUAUUCGGAAUGAAAGAAAAGGUGAGAGACUAGUUUGAAAGGUUUUGGCCUUGGAGACUUAGGGAUCCACUUGGUUUCCAGAAUGAUUUGGGGUACUUAGGUGGUACCAUUGAUGCCUCUCUUGUUGCACUAGCAGGAUGUGAAAUGGGUUUGCUGGUGCUAUAGGCAGAGAUGCUCCCUGAUGCUGUGCAUUUCAUUGGACCCCAGCUCCUGUUUUAAUGAGGAGCCAGGGAACUUGAAGUAUAUGGAGGUGGCUUGAAUGCCAAUACUGGAAAGACUGUGUUGAAUCUAACCAACCAUUUCAUAGUGUCCAAUUGCAGACCUGUGUUGUGAUGGCAACAAAGAGGUAGUGUUUCUCUUUUUCUCCCUCCUUUGCUUCAGUGAAAUUAUGUCCAUUUGUGUUCUUCCAGGUGGUGAGGGUCUAACCCUAAGGUGAACCAGAGGCUGAUCACUGCAAUGUAUUGGCCAUAUUAUUUGCUGAUAAACUUGCUGACAUUGGUCCGACUUGGACACAGCCAUAGGGGCAGAAUUGAAAUUGGCAGUGUUGGACUACAGUUCUCUUGGUGCAGUAGCUAGGAUAAUUCUGAUCUGUUCUACCUUGAGGAUGUUGUUCAUCUUAGCUAGUGAAACCUGUCAGUUGCAGCUGAGUAGACCUGUGGCCAGGGUUGUUAAUGGUUCAUUAUUGGAUGGUGAAAUUCUUCCAUUUCUGAAGGAAGAGUUCUUUCAACUGCUUUUAAAACAGCUUUUGUAAAAUCUAAUUGAGAUGAGUUGGAGGUGACUCUGGUAUAAAAUUGAAAGUAGUUUGGAGGGAGAUUGAUUGGACUCCAGUAAACUCCUUAAAACAUGCAUAGGAUUGCACUGUUAAAGUGGUUGGCCUGAGGUUUUGUGCAUUUUAAAAGUUGGUACUUGCGUGUAAAUGAAAUCUUCAUUUGGUAUUGAUUAGCAUCAUUCAUUAUUUUGGUUUGUCUUGUUUCUUUUGCUAGAUGCAAAAUACUUUCCACAAUGAUUGGUGGAUAUGA